This is a messenger RNA of Schistocerca cancellata (South American locust), 12013 nucleotides long. RefSeq names its product probable WRKY transcription factor protein 1 (gene Cnot4). The record is from RefSeq and is a predicted model, not a curated record. The coding region runs from base 380 to 4201 and encodes 1273 amino acids. Lineage: Eukaryota; Metazoa; Arthropoda; Insecta; Orthoptera; Acrididae. Gene Ontology annotation, cellular component: CCR4-NOT complex. Gene Ontology annotation, molecular function: RNA binding; ubiquitin-protein transferase activity; metal ion binding. The transcript is spliced from 15 exons. Gene Ontology annotation, biological process: protein ubiquitination.
UGUCGACUGUGAAAUUCGUGGUAGGCUUCGUUGUUGAUUGUGGAAUUCAGUAAACACUAUCAUUACGUGAAACGGAAACGACGAAAUUGUGUUUAUAGGUUGAAUUGAUACUGUGAAAGGUAAACGAUAUGUUUGAAGUCAUUUUGUAUGGGAAAUCGCUCGCAAUGACUGUUGUUACUGUACUAACUUUCGGACGUCAGGAAUCGUAACUCAGUGACGUAAAUAUUGGUCAGUCUUGACGGGAUAUCUAAGUUCGAAGUAUAUCUGGAUGAUACUAAUGACUCUAAAAUUUAAGUUAACAGCUUGAAUACAGAACGGAAGUGCUAUAAAAAAUCUUGUAAUAACCAACAUGGCAGUUUGACAGUACAGGAAGAAUUCUAUGAUACAUCAGGCAUUUGCGAUCAAAAUUCAGUUGUUAACAAUGUCGGUUUUAAACCAAAGUGGAGAAGAACAAGUAGAAUGCCCAUUGUGUAUGGAACCACUGGAAGUUGAUGACAUAAAUUUCUUCCCAUGCACAUGUGGCUACCAGAUCUGCCGAUUUUGUUGGCAUCGAAUCAGGACUGAUGAAAAUGGGCUGUGCCCAGCAUGUCGCAAAGCCUAUCCAGAGAAUCCUGCAGAUUUCAAACCUCUCACACAGGAAGAAGUACAGAAACUGAAAGCAGAGAAACGACAGAGAGAUCAACAACGAAAGCAGAAGAUAACUGAGAACAGAAAGCAUCUAGCAAAUGUCCGUGUAGUGCAAAAAAACUUAGUGUUCGUUGUUGGAUUACCAAUGAGACUUGCAGAUGCUGAGAUAUUGAAAAAGCAUGAAUAUUUUGGAAAGUUCGGGAAAAUUCACAAAGUUGUUAUUAACCAGAGCACUACAUACGCAGGCUCUCAGGGUCCUAGUGCAAGUGCAUAUGUAACGUACCAUAAAGCUGAUGAUGCCUUGAGGGCUAUUCAGGCAGUUAACAACAUUUCUGUAGAUGGUAGGACUAUAAAAACAUCAUUAGGCACUACAAAAUACUGCUCUCACUUUAUGAAGAAUCAGCCAUGCCCUAAACCAGACUGCAUGUACCUUCAUGAUUUAGGUGAUCCAGAAGCGAGCUUUACAAAAGAAGAAAUGCAGCAGGGGAAACAUCAAGAGUAUGAGAAAAAGCUACAUGAGCAGCUUCUGAAUGGCUACAACAAAGACAGGGUACUCUGGGAUCAGCUUCAUACUCAGUGGCACACAGAUCAGGAAAACUCAAGAGAUCCUAAGCUUCCACACGGGAAUAGAAGGAAAGGAAAAAAAAGAAGAAUGUUAGUCAUUAAUCAGCAUAACACUCGCUACAGACAGUCUCAAACUAAAAAAGGGCAGGUCGGUCCAGAUGUGGCCCGGUCUAGGCCAUGUUCCGGAAAACCGGGAUCCUCACCACCUCGUAGCACACAGAGUUCUGUAUGUGCAUCUUCAAAUUCUCCAUUGUCUUCAGGCUCUGCAUCUACAUCGUCCCAGUCACAAGUGAAUAAACAAGGCUGGCAACAUGCUUCUGCCAAUGUUGCAGGAAGCAACAGCCCAAUAUCAAGUGUCAGCAGUGGCUGCAGCAAUUCCAUGGGUCGAUCAACUGGUGGUGGAAACCAGAGACGUUCAAAGGAUUCUCACAAGAAAAGGCAUGCGCUACCUGAUGACAAAGGGAGACUGCGUGAUAAACUUCAGAAUGCAACUGGAGAGGAUCGCCAAAGCAAACCGACUCGUAGCAAGAUGAACUCGUCAAAUAGUGAACGCCCUGCCAAUGGUGUAUCUAAUGACCCAUCUCGAAAAUCAUCAGUAAAUUUCAAUCGCGCAUGUCGUACACGGUCCAAAGAAAGAAAUAGUGGUGGUGUGAGCUGUAGUUCAGCUAAUGAUGUGGCCAGUAAUUUGCCAGCAGGAAGGUUCCACAAGAAUUCUGGUAGAUUGCCUGCUGUGAGAGCUGCAGCCUUGUUUGAGCAAGAUAACAACUCUUUCUUUUCAUCGAAUACAUUCACCAAAGUGUCCACAACAGUUUCUGGCACAGGGGGUUCGGAUUGGUCCUCUAAUGGGCUUUCUGUGGCACACAUACCAGAUGUGCUGCCUCCGGUACACUCUUCAGAAGACUGGCAAGCAGCAUUUGGAUUUUCAAACCGGACAAAAGAAACCACAACUUCACAAGAUAAGUGUGUCCGUGAAGAUAGUAUGGAUGACGAUGAUGAUGAUGAGGAGGAGGAAGAGGAAGAAGAGGAGGAGGAGGAUGAAGAUGAGGAGGUGGAAGAUGAAGAGGAAGAAGAAGAAGAGGAGGAGGAGGAAGAGGAUGAGGAGGAGGAGGAGGGGGGUGAAAAUGGUGAAAGAUCAGUAAGAAUUGCUUCGGAACGAUUUAAAAAUGUGCAAGGGGGCUACAGAAUUAAUAAUAUUGAACAUAUUAUACGCAAAAUGCACAAGCUCCCUUUCAGUGAAGUAAAUGGUGUGGACAGCAGUGUUAUUGUUAACUGUGAAACUACAAAAAUUGCUUCAGGAAAUGGGUAUGUUUUCCACAAGGUGCUUUCUAAUGGGUUUGUUGAAGAUCCAACAGUAUACGUGAUAGGUAGCAGUCGUCAUGAAUUCUCAGGUCUCCAGAAUGGCUCGAUGCAACAUGUGCGUAAUGGAUUCUCUUCGAAGAGUGUAGACAAACGCUACCCCGAUAUUCACAGGAGGCGGGAACACCGUAAAGAAAAGCAAGGUUGUGUGUCUAAUAGUAACAGAGGAGUUGUGAAACAAUCUAGGAAGAACAAUCGUAGUGCUACGGUUAGUGAACUGCCACACCACAGUUGUGACACGAAUGAUUCUUCUUUGGAAGAUGAUCGUUUUUCAAGCUACGGUGGCUCGGAAAGACAGAGAAACGGUAAUGACUCUUCAGACAGCUGUGGGGAUGUAGAUAGAGAGGAUGAGUUUUGUGAAAGGGUCAAAGAAGAAAUCAGACAAGAAGACAAUAUACGUGCCCCAGAUGAUGAACUGGACUUCGAUCCUUUCCAUGAAACCCAGAAGGCCUUGGCUGAAAUGAUUGAGAAAGAGACAAUGAUGUUGUCUGUUAGGCAGCAGGAAAGUUGUGGGAAUGACCAAGUGCAGCACAUCCAUCUGAAACAGCAUCAGCGGCAACACCACCAACAGCAGCAUCACCACUACCAUCACCACCACCACCAUCACCACCAUCACCACCACCAUAGCCACCACCACCACCAGCAACAACAGCAGCAACGGCAACACCACCACCACCAACAACACCAGCAGCAGCAGCAGCAGCAACAACAACAACAACAUUACCAGCAUGGUGGACACAGUUUUCAUGGAUCAGCCAGUGCACAACAGCAGUUUCUGUAUGGAGGGAAGAUACUUCCACCAUACACUAAUGGUGCAAGUUCAUAUCUCCUUCAUAAUCAAAGGGUUUCACAAAAUUCUCCUGCUAGAAGUAACACCAAUGCAAGGCUGCCUCCUCCAGGCUUCUCAGCUGGACCCAAUCACAUGAAUGCCUUUGGUCUUGGGAUCCCUCGCGCUCCCACAACAUCAGGUAGCAAAAUUCUGCCAUUCAUGGGACUGAGUAAUAGCAGUGCCAAUGGUGGUGGCGGUGCCAGCAGUAGUAGCAGCAGCAGCAGCAGCAGCAGCAGCAGUAGCAGCAGCACAAGCACCACCAGCAGUGGUGGUGGUGGCAGCAAUGGUGGCAGUGGUGGUAGUGGUGGCAGCAGCACCACCACCACCACAACCACUACCACGACCACCACCACCACCACCACCAGCAGCAGUAGCAGCAGCAGCAGCAGCAGCAGCAGCACGUGCAACAGUGGCCAGGCAUCUGGUCCACCUGCUCCAGACAACUCUAACUCCUUUGGACUGGAGGACUGCUACAAUACACAUGAAUGGUCAGAACAUGGAAGUCCAUCACAUCCACCAGUUUUUCCUAGUGCCACAAAUUCAAAGAACAAUACUUCAAAAGGGUGGACGGGAUCAGAUUGGGAUGCUCUAGACCCUGCAAUAGUAACAUCAUCACGGCCAGGCAGUUCAAAUCAUGGUCAAUCAUGGGUGCAGAAUGUUCCUGUCUAUACUUCUGCUCCUCCACCUCCGCCUCUGCCUCCAGCCCCUUCGGACUGGAGCUCCAUGUCGCAGCCUGUACCUCCACCACCACCUGGGUUUGGGCACCGACAUGUCACAAGAAAUCCCAACAGCAAAUCACCACUGCAUGAGGUUUCAAAGAGUUGAAAGUUGAAAAUGGGCUGUGAGUACAACAAAGUGCAUACCAUUUGAGGUGCUGCUUUGGUAGCUGCUUGCAUAUAUCUAGGAACUGGAUUAUGAUUUUUGUUUUACAGUAUUUAUGCUUGUGUGCUGCUCAGGAUUACCAAGACUGUGUGUGAGAUCAAAAUGCACUAAUAUAUCAUUACAUAUUUUUAAAAAAAGCAAUAAUGUUUCCAGAGUUUAAAAGAAUUGUGUGUUGGCUUUCAUGUACUGACUAAGAAAAGACUGUUUUUGGGAGAAAGUUGAGAAAUUGAAAAAGUAACAUAAUAGCUCCUGUGAUUGAUUUUGUUAACUUUUGUGACCUUUACAAAAGUAAAAAAUGAAUUCCUCUCUCUCUCUCUCUCUCUCUCUCUCUCUCUCUCUCUCUGUCUGUGUGUGUGUGUGUGUGUGUGUGUGUGUGUGUGUGUGUGUGUGUGUGUGUGACAAACAGGAGUUUUCUUGAUACACCAUCUUGUUUCUGUGGCAUGGUACCACAUUGUCCAAUUGUUUCUUUUCUUUCUAUAUUUUUCUUACCAAGAAUGUUAAAAUUUUAAAAUAGUUUACCAAAGAACAACUCUUGCUUUGCCAGAUCACUUGGUGAAGUGCCUUAUUAAUCUAUGUACAUUUAUUCUGUUCUGAAUGAAAUAAAUGGGUAACUGCAACUGUUCCAUUUGUUUUUUGGCAUAUUUUCUUCAGUUAUAAAUUUUCUUUUGCUCAGAUAUUUUGAAGAGGCAUAUACUUUUUCCUUAAGUUAUUAAAUUUUAUUUUGCUCAGAUAUUUUGAAAGUGAUAUGUUAAUUAGCAGUGCAAGUUAUCUGACAGAAGUAGAUAUUAAGAAAGUGCACCAGUGUUAAUCGUACAUCAAGAAUUGUACAUGUCACAAAGAAACAGUGGAAAAGGCUAUUUACUUUUAUUUGAUACAGUGCUGUAAUGACUUGUUGGUGCUUCAUUGUAAUGCUGUGUAAGUAAUGACAGAAUGGAUUUGUUUCUGAUAUCAAACUUGCGACACACUAUUUUUUGGUACAUACUGUAACAGAAAUACGAAAUACUGUGAAUUUGUUGGUUAGCAGGAAAUUCAUGAUCUUAUUGGGCUCUGUUCCUUGUGAAAAUAAGAUUCUUGAAAUGUUGACUUUCUUUUCAGUUCUUCUAAAUAUCUGUUUUUACUUUGUACCGUAUGCUAAUUAAGGCCCUCAAAAUUAAAUUAAAUAUUUGUACACAUUGAAGAACUUCACAGAUUUGUAAAACUAAGUUUUACACCUCUCUCUGCAACUGCAGGCAGUUUCAGACACCUGUUCUGUUAUUCAAUGUACAAAGCAACUGUUUGAGUUAAUGUACAACUUUAAUAAAUUAAAUAAUUUCUAUAUGUUGAUAUAAUUUUGUUAUAAAAUCCUUUUGCACUGUUUCUAGUGAUAUUUUGUUUAUUUACAGCUUAUGCGUUAAGGUUGUUAAACAGUAUAGUCAUAACUGUGAGAGAGUGAUUACUGUCUUUUAUAGUUAAUUAAAGUGAUUUGUGCAACGUGAGGUUUAUUUUUAUAAUUGCCUAAACUGUGACAUCUUCCUGUGACUUUCGUCCUUUCUGUUACCACAUUCAUUCAACUUUGUUUGCAUAUUGUAUUUUGUAAUUUGGUAACUGGUGUUAUAUUGUGAUGUUUAUUGUGGUACAGAUUGUACUUAGUAACCUAGCAGUUUGAUUUGCUAUACCACAGUCAAAUUGCUCUUCACACAAAACUAAAUUAUAUAUAUGAUAAAACUUGAAUCUAAUUAUUGCAACUGUGCUGGUAAUUUUGUUUGAACUCUUUUUAAGUUCAGACAUUUAUUUGUAUACAGAUCAAACCUUUUUGUAUUUACCUGUAAAUAAUUAAUUUCCCCAUUGUAUAAGUGAAUUACAAAAUUGACAUGCAUGUUUUGCUUUGUUCUGUCAAUAAUUAUAACAUAUUUUCUGUGGCAGUAAUUAUUUUCAUGGUAUUUUCAAGAAUGCUCAGCAAAGAAAAUGAUGGUAUGUUCUUCACACCAUGUGUCUGAUUUUUGGGCUACUAAGCUAGCUAAAUUUCAUCUGUGGCCACUUUAAUUUUAAGUUACAUAGACUUUAGGUUUGUGCAACAUAAGAAAAUGAGACUCGCAAAACAAGUAGUAUUUUAUUGAUAAUUAAUGCUUUUUUUCCUUUUUUGUGUAAUAUUUGUGAUAGUUAUUUAGAAACAUAAAGGCAUAAUUAUAAUUGUUUUGAGUCAUUAACUGAGAGGAAAAUCACACAAUCUAGGUUCUGUUUUGCUUCAGUAAAAUGUAAGAAAUGAAUCUGAGCUAUUUUUGUUUUCCCGAGAGAUGAUUCAGGCUAACAACUUCAAAUUAUUUUACAUAGCCUCCUGUGUUUCCUUGACGUUUGUUGUAACCUUUUCCAUUAAUGUGAAUGUGUUUAUUAUAUACAUGAAAUUAUCAUAAGAAAAUGUUCACUUUUGCUGUAAAGAAAUGGAAAAAUCAUGGAUCACCUUGCAUAAGUGAAACUUUCAAUGCUUUCAAAUCGCAUCAUGUCUAACCACCAAAGUGUUUGCUUGUCAUUAGAGUUCUCAUAGAUCUGUGGCUUUCAUUAAGCAAGCCAGAGCAUUUUAAUACUGAUUCUCCUGAAGGUACGUAGACAAUUACAGCCUUUUUCCAGUAUCUUCAUUGCAGGUGCUCUCUGCAACAUUUGAAAUUUAGCUUUGUUCAAGACAUGUAACAGGUAAUUACUAUCCUGGAAUCAUUAUUGAUCUUCUUCCCUUUUCCAUCAAACUAACAGUAUGCUCACAAUGGCAGCAUUUGCAAACAAUGUCAACAUUAGUUAUGCAAUACAUUACUAGUAAAAUCCAUUGUGUAUCCCUGUACUACAGAGUGUAGUAUAGAUAAGUGUUUCCAGGUCUUCUGUUUGCCUUGCUUGCUAUUGCUAUACUUACUUUAAUCGAUAGCCAUUCUAAAACUGGUAGUACUUUACCAUAUUUUAAGAAUUCCCAGACGGCACUAUUAGCUUCAAAUAAAAAUGAUCAUUUGAACCUACUUGACUGUUGUUUCCAAAGUUUUUACUUGGGAGUUUAUUGCCAACAGUGAACCUGACCAUUCAAUUCUACUUUCAGCGAACAGAAAGGGUAUAACUGUCAUUCUUCGUGUCUACCCCAUAUCUUAGUUAUAAAUGUGUGUGUGCUUUCCUGAGAUCCCCUGUGCCAGUAGCUGUGGUAGAUAAUUAUGUUUUAAAUAAAACAAGAUCUGGGACUGUGCAUUCACAGUAGUUCCUUACAUUUCUAAGAAUUAGCAUAUUUUCCUUUCCUAGCACAAUAAUUUCAUAUCUUUCCAAUUGUUGAUCAUGAUUACUUAACUGUAGUUAUGAUCUAUGUCACUAUGGAUACUGUAGGUGAUAAUUUUCUUUGCAAUUAGCUGUCACCAAAGUAACUUAUCCAUACUUUUAUGUGAUUACAAAGUCUGGAGGUUAGUUAUACAAAUAUUUAAUUAAUGCACUUGAACUUCUCCAAUUAAAAGGAUAUGUAUAAAAUCAAUUUGAGCCUAAUGAUCCUAAUGCUUUCAAUAUAAAAGGAAAUCCCUCACUUCAGUCAAUACCUGGGCCAUUGUUCUAAUAUAUACCAUAUUACACUUAACAUUGUGCUAUGAUUCAUAUUGAAUUUCACUGGCUGUGUGUACCCAGUAUUGCUACUUUUAUAAAGUGAAAUCAGUUUUGGACAUUUAAUUAAGAAUUUUUUGAUGGUUCAUCAUCAAUAACUUUUACUUUUAUAUUUACCUACAAGAGAUUGCAGAUGCAUUGAACCACUUAAAACCAAAGUGACAUCAAAGGUUCUGAAAGUGAUUUCAUUUGGAAGAAGCAUUCUUUGAAGAAUCACACAUUCAGCCCAAAGUGCUUGACUUCAAGGAAGGUUGUUUGGUUCAGAGGAGAAGUAUCGUUUAAAGCACUGUAGUUGUUGGAGCCUUGCCUGUGGUGCACAGAAAGAUAUUAGUGUAUGAACUGUAUUGCUCAGGCUCUUCAAAGAAAUUGCUAAAUGUCUGUACAGUGAUUUUUGUAUUCAUCUACAGCAGCAACAUUUAAUGUAGCCCUCCAAUUUCAAUGUUGUGUGUUCAUGUUACACACUUCACUGUAAAAAGCUGGUAUCCUUUCCAGAUCAUGCAGAAGCUAUUACUGCUUUAAAACCAUCUUCAUUUAUAGUCUCUCAAAUAAGGUGUCAUGAUUUUGCCAUUUCCUUAAUCAAAAUUGUAAAUAAUAACUCAUGGGUAUAACUAUGUCUUCGAUAAUUUUGUAAGUAAUUACGUGGCGGACAUUUUUUUUUUUAACAUUCUCUCACUUUCAGCACUUGAGCAGACUUUGUGCAAAAAUGAAGUGUUUAAUGGAGUAAUGAAUCUUGUUUGUAACUCUAGUGAGAACUAUGGCUGAAUGAAACAGUAACUAAAGUAUCUUGGCUUUGAAAGCCAAGAAUUGCUUGGUCGGGGAAGUGAGAGAUGUUUUAUUAAACUUGAACAAGCUGAUACAAGUAAAGAAAGUCAGAGAUGGCAAGCUGUUAUGUUUGUGUUUUGUGUUAAUUAUUUGAAAUAUUAAUUAAUUAGAGCACAAACAUAUACUGCACAGGUUACAAUGUUGUUUGUUUCUUUGCAUUUUGGGUAUUUUACUUGGCAUUAUUUUGAGCUCUGUUGUAUAUUCUUUGUGAUGUUAUGUAUUGUUUGUGACUGUUCAAUGAGGCAGGUCCUAUCACAGAAGAAAAUGUAUGUAAUAAUGGCUAAUUUUUGAAAAUAUAAGAGACAUUUAUGCUGCAAAAAUGUACUUCCUGAAUUCUUACUCAGCCAACACUGGCUAUGGUUAUGAUAUUUUGAUGUGGAGCAUAGCAAAUGCUUAAAAACUAUUUACUUAAUCAAUACUUUGUUUACAUCUAUGUACAGCAAAAACCUUUCAUGGUUGCAUUUUUUUCUUUGCAAACAGUUAGUGUAUUGUUUAAUUCUGAACUAUUUUGAAGUAACAACCAACAUUUCUCAUUAAAUAUCACUUUACGUGUUUGGGGGCUGUGAAAUAGACAGUCUGUUUUCGUGUGUGUAAGGGUGUGUGUGGGGGGGGGGGGGGGGGGGGGGGGCACGUGCAUGUGAACAAGUAUAAUUCAGUUUUCAAUUCCAGAUUAUUUAGUUUUCAAAUAUAUGCAUUCAUUUGGAACAAAUUGAAAAUAAUGUGCUACACUUUAAAAUGUCAUGAUACCCAGUUUCUUAUGACAGUGAGCAUUAUAGGUAAUUUCAGAACUAGGGUUUUGAAACGCAGUUAGUUAGUAAAUCUAUAGCUCUUCAUUUCCUGUUCAAACUCAGUGGUAUAGUUCAGUGAAGAAUUUAAAACUCCAAUUUUUAUUUAAAACAUUCUCAGUGUCUUGUCAUGCAAUAAAAAUUUCCUACAUGAAAUUGUAAUUGGUGCACUUAUCAUUUAUUGACUUUCUUAUCAAAAGUGCAAUUUAAGAACAAAAAUAUUUACAUCUUUGAACACUAAUAAUAAGUAACAUCAGAUGUAAAGUAGUGUUCGCAAACUACUACCAAUUCAUUCAUUCUUUGACUGUGCAUAUAAUAAACUGCUUUAUGAAACCUUCUUUGUUAUAGUUAAGGUUUUGAGCACUUCAUGCACGGGCUGUACAUAGCAUACCUGAAAGGACUAAAUGUGCUUUAAAAAUUGUGAAUUGAUAACAGAUGAUCUGCAUACAUUCCCUCAUUCUCUGCCCCCCCCCCCCCCCCCCCCCCCACACACACACACACACACACACACACACACACACACACACGAUUUAGCUUAAAACACAGUAGUUCAUGAGCCACAGAUUUCAUAAAAUGAAGAGGAACAUAAAUAGCUCAGCAUAAAUAGUUACAUUAUCUUGAUGUGGUUAAGACAUACACUACAAAUGUUUACAAAUUCCUCUCUUGCUAGUACCUCUCCACCCCAAACUUGGUUUUGCCCUAUUAUUUCCUCUUAAGGCUUUAAGCUUAAAUUUGCUUUAUAUAGUGGCACUUUAUACAUAUUCCUCGUUCCGAAAGGAAUAUUGUCUGUUCCUUUAUUUUAAAUUAUCUCUGCAGAGAAAUAUGGAUUGGCACCAUGCCAUUUAAUAUUUCAAGCAUUGUUAUUUUCUCUCUCUCUCUCUCUCUCUCUCUCUAUCUCUCUCUGUCUGUCUCUCAGCUACACAUACACGUCUUCCACUCUGUUUUAUACAUUUACUUUUUUUUUUCUGAGAAGGAAGUUCUUCUAGAGUGUGUUAAACAUUAAGCUCUUAAAGGUACAGCAACUUGGAUAUGAUCAUUGAACAGCUUGUUGGGCAUUCUUUGCAAUAUAAUUGCCUAUACAAGUAUUUUUUUGUUGUUAGCUGUUAUUAUUACACUUUCAAAUCACAAGUUGUGACAUAAUUGCAGCGAAAUCCACAGUGAUCAAGGAAGGUAUUUAUAUAUUUAUCCCAGUUACAGUUCACAAAAAUUUUAUACCAGCUUAUUAGUUUGUGACUAAUGACCAUUUUCAGAUCUCAGUACACACACUUUUCUAAUCAGAUCAUGUCAGUGUAUGUAAAAAUGCCACAGUGAAAUUAAUAGCUAAAAUAAGUUUUGCCAAUUUUAUAUAAAAUCUAAGUACCGCAUACAUAGUUCUAGCAGGAUAUGUUGACUCUACAAAGCAUCUUACAUUUUAUAUAAAUAUGACUAAGCUUGUCUUGCUUAUUAGUUUUACUGCACCAUUUUUACAUAUACUGACACUUUGUGAUUAAAAAAAAUGUGUGCAUGCAGGUCCGAAGAUGGUCAUUACUGACCAAAAUUAAUAACUGCUAUAAAAAUUUGUGAUCCAUAACUGGAAUACAGAUAUGAACACUUUCAAAUGGUAUUGACAUUUUAUUUUAUGUAGAAAGUUCCUAAAGUAGCAAAAGUUAUUCAUGGUGCAAUCAUUAUUUUAUUCUGCAGUAUUUUUGAAUAUAAAUUUAAAGAUUCCUUUUUGAGUUCAUAAGAUGCAAACUGAACAAAGAAUUGUGCAGCUGCUACAUGGCACAAAAAUUGUUUGAGGAUCUUGUGAUAAAAGGACAGCCAUCAUUAAACUGGAGAUGGGAUGUUUUAUUCCUGUUACCUUGACUCUGUUAUUUGUGUCAAGUUAUUUCUACUGUGGGAACUUCACUAAUUCAAAAUAGUAAUAAAAAUUUAAAUGACUAGGCUUGGUAUUGUUAGUUUAUUAUUAUUAUUAUUAUUAUUAUCAUCAUCAUCAAAAUCAUCAUCAUCAUGUUGCAGCUCUUUUCAUUUGUAUUUAAAAUUUGUGUUAGUGUUGUUUUGUAUAUUGUGAAUCCAUGAUUUCCUCAAAAAUAAUUUAUUAUAAUAAUAAUAAUAAUAAAAUUAUUAUUAUUAAUGUUUUAAGACAUAUAAGAACCAUAUACUGAGACAGUCUUUGAUAAAUAUUUAUGUACGUACAUAUAUGUAUACAUUUCUUGCAACUGUUAUGAGUUGGUGCUGGUAUCAGUUAAUCACUUCCAUUUAAAUUUGGAAGCUUCAAAAUAACUUUGCAUUUAGUAAAAGACAAAAAAAAAUGUGAAACAACAGUAUUUAGUUUGGCUUUUUAUGUUUCAUAUGUUCAUACUGUCUGUGUGUGUGUGUGUCUGAUUUCAUUACUAUGAAGUAAUGAUCCUUGAAUCAAUUUUGUGGAAGCCACCACAUGAGAAAAACAGUUUAUAACUUGGUUACAAUCAUACUGCCCAUGACAACUGUCGCCUAUUCUAAACUUUAAUGGAAAUGUGCAAAAGCAGGAACUUGUCUUGCACCACGGAGUGAAUAAACAGAGUUAUUUGAAUCA